Molecule: messenger RNA, 327 nt
Organism: Paraglomus brasilianum
Lineage: Eukaryota; Fungi; Glomeromycota; Glomeromycetes; Paraglomerales; Paraglomeraceae
Source: the annotation of a GenBank genome assembly
AUGGUCAUUAAAGUCGACAUUUAUAAAAAAGCCAAUGAGACUAAAAGUCCACGCAGAGAAGUAACAGUAGUACGAAAGAGACUGCGAAGUCUGACAAGGAAGAAAUUGAAGUGUGAAUUGCUCAUUGCUCAACGACGACGUCGAUCGACAAUGGUUCACGGAAUGAGAAGAUAUCGCAAAAAGCGUUUGAAGAAAUUCCCCCCAAUGCUGACCAUCUACGAAGAAACGGUAGCAGCAUUCGAUAAAGAACCUGACAGCGAGGAGGAUGAACUGUGCAGGCGUAUGGCGCGUCUUUGUAAGGGGGAUAGCUACGAGAUGACGUAUUAG